UAUACUAAAAGUCGUCUUGCUGCAGCCAGGAUUCUGAGAGAGAGAGAAAAGUGAUCUGAUUAUCACAACUCAAGUCAUUAACUAACAAAGUCUUUGAAAAAACAGAUCUACUGUUCAAUAAACCACAUAAAAUUUUCUAGUUUUCUGCUCAGUCGAAUUUGUUCUAAUUUUUUAGAUUCCCACGAUUUGCUCUAUUAAGCCUGAUUUUUCAUCUGUUUGAUUGUGGGUGGGUAACAGCAUAGAUGUGUUUAUAUACAUAUCUAUGGGUAACAGUAACAGAAGCUGCAGAGGGGUGUGUUAAACUACGUCCUGGUCUGGAUCCUGGACUAAUAAAAUUGGCCAUGUUCCUAGACAGAAGAGCUGCUCCAUCCAAAGAGGGGUGGAUGCCGUCUCUUCCAUUAAAGUGUUUAUUUCUUCACAUCCUGAACAUCUCUGAUCGAGUGGGAGAGGUGUUGUGUUAAACAGCAGGUAGAGAAUGCACCGUGUGAGCUUCAUGCAGCCAAAGAGUUCACAAGAAACAAGAUAGCUCUAGUACAAGAUAGUCCUCUUCUAGACAAAUUAAAAGCAUUUUUACAAUUCUUAAGUAUUUAUACUAUGUUUUGUAAGAACUUUUCUAACAUUAUAUCUGACACAAUAACGUAAAAGUAUGAAAUUUGUAAAAAUUGGAUUUUCGUUCAAAUUUAAAACCUUUACUUUUUGCUAUUUAUCAUAUUUUGCUAGCUAGCAUUAGCAGCUAACAAAGAUGCGUCGCCCUGCUUUUCUCAAACUAACAAAUAUUGUGGCUAGUACACAUGAGAACACAUGUAGAAAUUUGGGAAAAUGCCCUUUGUACUGAAAAACGCUGUAAAAACGUUUAAAAUAAGGUGCAGUUGGCUAAAAUUCACAUCAACCUGUCGACAUAAUGCUACAACUAUCUUGUCCGAAACAACCUUCAGCUGGCAAGGGGAAAUCCAACACGGGCGUGCUUUGCUCACUCGUACGUCUUCCAGGAAGUUCAAACCUGAUGUGUAACUUUAUUCAUGUUUUUCUUCGUUUAUUGAUCGAGGCUUGACUGCAGUGAAGUGUAGCUCCGGUGUGUACAGCUCUGUAGCUGGCUGCCAUGGCGGACUCCCUGGACAGGUCCACGAAGAUCAGCUCACUGAAAGAGUCGGUGGUGAAGAAACUUUGUGAGGUUUUGGAUAAAUCAAACAAUAACGGAUGGCGAAAGUUAGGAGAGAUUGUUGGCAGUGACAAAAGAUUUAAAGUAAGCUCGGACGACAUGGAGAUGUGUUCUCUCAGGGUUCUGGAGGUGGAAGGAAGCCCAAGCCUGAUGCUGCUGAGGCUGAUGGGAGAGCGAGGAUGCACCACGGGUCACCUGAUGGACUACCUCCAAACUCUGAGCAACUCAGAGGCUCUGCAGUGCCUGAAGCCACCAGUACUGCAGAUCCUCGUUCAGCCUCAGUCUGUUGCUCUCAUAUGUGGCCAUAAUCUGCGCCUGAGCUGCUACGCCGUGGGAAGAUCUCCACUUCAGUACCGGUGGUUUAAAUCAAGAGAAGAGGUCCCACAUGGCGCUACUCCAGAACUGUUGAUAAGUCCCGUCCGGCUGGAGGACGCUGGCUUUUACAUUUGCAGGAUCAACAGUGGAGAUGUUUGUGAAUUCAGCCAGUGGGCUCAAGUGGACGUCCUGAACGGGAGCACGCCUUGUGCAUCAGGGCAGAGUUAUCACUCCGUAGACGGACGGAUGAAGCUGGUGAUCCAGCCUCAGUCGCAGCACCUGCACGCCGGGGAAGCCCUGCUGCUGGAAUGUGGAGCCGUGGGGCGGCCGAUCCCUCGCUACCAGUGGUACCGAAACGGCGUCCUGAUUCCAAACGCCACGAAGAGAAAACUCACGGUUGCUGAUGCGAUGCAGGAUCAUCACGGCAGGUACCGCUGUGAGAUCAGCAGCAGCUCUGAAAGAAUGUGGACCAAUGAGGUUGAUGUUGCAGUAGCACCAAGGAUCUCUGUCCAGAUUACAGGAGCAAUGGAAUGCUCUGAAGAUGACAUUUAUGCUUUUGGAGGAGCUCCCAGUGGACUUUUCCUAAACAGUGCGCCAGAACAACUUUGUGCGACCAACAAAGUGGCCCUCUUGAUUGGUAAUCUUUCGUACCAGAACCACCCGCAGCUCAAAGCCCCCAUGGUGGAUGUGUACGACCUCAGCAACCUGCUGCAGCAGCUGAACUUUAAAGUUGUUUCACUGCUGGACCUGACCGAGUCGGAGAUGAGAAACGCCGUGGACGAGUUCCUGCUGCUGCUACACAAGGGUGUCUACGGCCUGCUGUACUACGCCGGUCACGGAUAUGAGAACUACGGGAACAGCUUCAUGGUACCGGUUGAUGCGCCGAACCCGUACCGCUCAGCCAACUGUCUGUGUGUGCAGAGCAUCCUCAAACUGAUGCAGGAGAAAGAAACGGGCCUCAAUGUUUUUCUGCUAGAUAUGUGCAGAAAGAGGAACUUUCACGACGACAGCGCUCCAAACAAUGUCCUGAGAGUCACAGCCAACAUCGUCUUUGGAUAUGCAACGUGCCAGGAUGCUGAGGCCUUUGAGCUGAGCUCCACGGGUUUCACCAACGGUGUGUUUGUCAAGUUUUUAAAGAAGCGGCUGAUGGAGGAUGAGAAGAUCACUGUGCUGCUGGACAGAGUUGCUGAAGAUAUGGGCCAGUUUGAUGCCACCAAGGGUAAACAGGCUCUGGAGAUCCGCAGCAGUCUGGCAGAGCGGAGAGCGCUGACCGAUCCUAUUCUGCCCGGCGACAGCGCCGAUCUCGCUCACAGCCGGCUGUGGGCCAAAGCUCACGAACUUCCUGAGACGAUGAGUCUUCAUUUUGACUGCGGGGCUCAGAUCAAGCUGGGCUUCGCUGCGGAGUUCUCCAACGUUCUCGUCAUUUACACUCACAUCAUUAAGAAGCCAGAGGACAUGUCUUUCUGCCAGGCUCAUGUCACGGACUUCUCACUGGAUCUAGAUGUGGAUCCUAAAGAGAUGAACAGAGAGACUCCAGAGGAGACGGGGAUCUACCUGCUGUCCAGCAGUCUGCCACAGCACUGUCUGUACACCAGACUCAGCUCGCUGCAGAAGCUCCGGGAGGAGCUGGUUUUCACCGUGUGCCUUCAGGGCACUUUUGCAGCCAUGGAUGACGAUCAUCCCGUAUACUGGUCCAGAAGUGUCAACAUAGGAAAGCCACUGAUCGCUAGACUGGACCUCCACCGGGCCAUGCGUCGGAACAGCUGCCUGCAGACCUGCCCGAUGCCCCACAGCCCUUCCCAAAGCCCAUGUCACAGCCCGGGGCCUGAACACCACCAGCAUCUCCUUUACCACGGGUCACACCAGGGCCAGGCCUUGAACCGCCUCUCCCCACAGCACCACUUGGACAUCUAUGAGCAUCCUCAGGGUGCUGUGGGGGGCUGUGCGUUUUCCCGCUAUGACCACUUUAGCCAAUAUGGCUACGAUGGAGCGUGUGAGCCCGAACUGAAACUCAGCAUCCCAAUAGAAGCGACUGAGGACAUCACUGAGCUGCAGACUGUGUUCAUCAAAAGCCUGCAGCUUCAGCCCCAGUGAAACAUGAGCUUUAAACCUCUUAAAUAUUUGUAAAAAUGCUGCUGCUCUUCACGUCACAGGAUGGAAAAACAUGUUGUACUCUCGAUUUAUUAAGCAUUAUUUGUCUUAAGCUGUUUGUUGAAGGUUUUUUUAUUAAUAUAUUUUUGGAGAGAUUAAUUUUAGUAAAAUAAAACUGCUGUUGUAAUUUUU
This is a messenger RNA of Nothobranchius furzeri (turquoise killifish), 3757 nucleotides long. RefSeq names its product MALT paracaspase 1 (gene malt1). Gene Ontology annotation, molecular function: cysteine-type endopeptidase activity. Gene Ontology annotation, biological process: proteolysis. The record is from RefSeq and is a predicted model, not a curated record. Lineage: Eukaryota; Metazoa; Chordata; Actinopteri; Cyprinodontiformes; Nothobranchiidae.